Messenger RNA from Iphiclides podalirius (scarce swallowtail), 3219 nucleotides. The record is from the annotation of a GenBank genome assembly. NCBI's taxonomy places the organism in Eukaryota, Metazoa, Arthropoda, Insecta, Lepidoptera, Papilionidae.
AUGGCUAAAGUGGAACAGCCGCUUUUUAUCUUGCCUAAAAAACGAAAUGGAAAGAAACAGAAUGCUGUAGCAGGACAUGUCGAUCAUGUAAUAACUGUCCAGGGAGCUGCUGAUACUGAACUACAAGCAAAGUACAAAAAUGGGUUAUCACCAGUAACAGAACAUGUUGUCAAUGGCAUCAUACAUUCAACCAUGGAGGGCCUAAAAUCUAACAUGAAAAUAAAUCUACCCAUCAUUAAUGAUGUCAAUGAUGAAGAUAUGAAUGAGACUAAUAUUCUUAUGGACUCCCAACAGAAGUUACAGAAAAACGGUUACCAGGCCCUCUCUACCCUACACAACAGCAGAGAAAUUAUAGACUUGUCUCCAAUUUAUGAGAAUUCUUCAGAUGCAUGUUCCAGCCAUGGUGACCUAAGGGAAGCUAGUGAAGUUGAAACCCAAAAGGGCUGCAGAAUGUUGAAUUCAGAUAACAAUGAAAGUACUUGUGCUACACCAAAUAGUAUGUCACAGACCCAAUCUGAAAACAGCUUUGAAAUGGGUCCACUUACAGACAGUCUUAAAAACAGUGCUAAAAGAAAAAAACGGAGUUCACCAAUUCCUGAUACACCGUCAGAAAGAGAUGGUGCCCGAUCAAGAAUGACGUCACCGGCGCGAGAAUAUGAAAUGUUUGAUGAUGAAGGUGCUAUUCUUGGGGACAAUGCGGCGGAGGAAGAAGACGAUGGAGAAGAAUUAUUUAAUGAUAAUAUGGAAGCGGAUUAUCGACCUAUGCCAGCCUUAGAUCGAUAUGAUAAUGAGGACUUGGACAAUGAUGAUUAUGACCCUAUGUCAAUUGAAGAUCGGGUAGCUGCUGAACAGGAACUCCGAAGGCGUGACAGAGAUGAAGGCAGACUAAGAAGGGAUGACCGUGGCUUGCUUUAUGAUGAAUCUGAUGAAGACAGUACAGACGCACCACGUGCAAAGCGCCGCCGAGCUGCUGAAAAAGCUGCUACAGGAGCUGAAGAGCAGGUAGAAGAAGGGAUAGAAAGUAUAGAAAAUCUUGAGGAUACCAAAGGUUAUACUACUAAAGAAUGGGUCUCAAUGCUGGGCCCUCGUACGGAGAUUGCUAAUAGAUUUAAAAACUUCCUACGAACUUACACUAAUAAUAAAGGGCAGUUUGUUUACAAGGACCGUAUUCGAAGAAUGUGCGAGCACAAUCAAGCCUCUUUUCAUGUGGAGUUCGACGUUUUGGCGCGUAGAGAACAGGUUCUUGCUUACUUCCUCCCAGAGGCGCCGUUCCAGAUGCUGCAGAUCUUCGAUGAGGUUGCUAAGGAGAUCGUUCUCCAGAUAUUUCCGAGCUACGAACGGGUGACGUCAGAAAUCCAUGUUCGCAUAUCUGAUUUGCCUCUCAUCGAAGAGCUUAGAACGUUCCGAAAGCUCCACUUAAAUCAGCUGGUAAGAACGGUUGGUGUAAUCACUGCUACGACAGGGGUCCUGCCUCAGCUGUCUGUGGUGAAAUACGACUGCAACAGAUGUGGCUACAUCUUGGGACCAUUCGUCCAAACACAGAACUCCGAAGUGAAACCAGGGUCGUGUCCAGAGUGUCAGAGUGCAGGACCAUUUAUGGUAAAUAUGGAGCAAACUGUAUACCGUAAUUAUCAAAAAGUAACAAUCCAAGAGUCACCGGGUAGAAUACCUGCUGGCCGAAUUCCACGCAGUAAGGAUUGCAUACUUCUUGCAGACUUAUGCGACAGAUGCAAACCGGGUGAUGAAGUUGAUUUAACUGGAAUCUAUACAAAUAAUUAUGAUGGAUCCCUUAAUACUGAACAGGGAUUUCCGGUGUUUGCGACAGUGAUCAUAGCAAAUUACAUAGUAGUAAAGGACUGUAAGCAUAUUGUCGAGUCUUUGACCGACGAAGACGUCGCCAACAUCGUCAAAUUGUCCAAGGACCCGAACAUUGGCGAGAAAAUUAUCCAAAGCAUUGCCCCUUCGAUAUACGGACACGAUUAUAUUAAGAGAGGACUGGCGCUUGCUUUGUUCGGCGGUGAACCCAAGAAUCCAGGUGAGAAACACAAGGUGAGGGGUGACAUCAAUGUCCUCAUCUGUGGUGACCCUGGAACGGCUAAAUCGCAGUUCCUCAAGUACACUGAAAAGAUCGCUCCCCGGGCUAUAUUCACAACCGGGCAAGGCGCCAGUGCGGUUGGUCUCACAGCUUACGUAAGGAAGAACCCAACAACGAGGGAAUGGACUUUGGAGGCGGGAGCGUUGGUUUUAGCCGACCGCGGCGUGUGUCUGAUCGACGAGUUCGACAAGAUGAACGACCAAGACCGCACCUCCAUACACGAGGCGAUGGAGCAGCAGUCCAUCUCCAUCUCCAAGGCAGGCAUCGUCACCUCCCUUCAUGCCAGAUGUUCAAUUAUAGCCGCCGCCAACCCAAUAGGAGGUCGUUACGACGCAUCGCUUACUUUCACGGAGAACGUGAACCUCUCAGAGCCUAUCCUCUCGCGUUUCGACGUCCUUUGCGUCGUGAAGGAUGAAGCAGAUCCUAUGCAGGAUGCUCAUCUCGCUAAAUUCGUUGUCAGUUCCCACAUACGACAUCAUCCAACUCAGCGCGGCACUACACUUGAAGAUAAUAACACAGACGACAUUGGUAUACCGCAAGAACUGCUGAAGAAGUAUAUUGUAUACGCGAGAGAGAAUGUGCACCCUAAAUUACAGAAUAUGGAUCAAGAUAAAGUUGCGAAAAUGUACAGCCAGCUCCGUCAAGAGUCUCUAGCUACAGGCAGUUUACCCAUCACCGUCAGACACAUUGAAUCAGUUAUCCGCAUGAGUGAAGCACACGCCCGGAUGCACCUUCGAGCGCAAGUCAAUGAGGAAGAUGUCAAUAUGGCAAUAAGAACAAUGCUCGAAAGUUUCGUGGAAACGCAAAAAUACAGUGUUAUGCGCGCUAUGAGACAGACAUUCCAGAAAUAUCUAUCGUACAAAAAAGACCACAGUGAGCUUUUGUACUACAUACUCCGUCAGUUGACUAUGGAUCAGCUUGCCUAUAUGCGGGGUCUGCACAAUCACUCGCAGUCAACAAUAGAGAUUUCAGAACGGGACUUAACAGAAAGAGCAAGACAAAUAAAUAUAACAGAUUUGAAACCAUUCUAUGAUAGUAGAAUAUUUAAAAUAAACAACUUCAGUUAUGAUCAGAAGAGGAAGGUCAUAAUUCACACACUACCAGAAGUGCCUAGUGUUGCAUCA